CACCAGUUUAAUUCAUUCCCUGAGGCUGUAGCCUGUAUAAAAUUAACUUAGCCGAAAUUUUACCUCCUCCCAUUCCCGCCAAAAUUUUAGAGUAAACAAACAUCAUAUCAUAAAUAAAUACUCCAGCAGUCAACAGGACGGAGGGGAGGACCCAUCAAUCAGAUCACAAUUCGAAAAUGAACAACGGUGGUGGCGGCGGCGGCGGCGGUGCAGCGCCUACUGGAUGUUACAAGUGCGGGCGGCCAGGCCACUGGUCCCGGGAUUGCCCUUCAAAUCCUAACGCUAACACUGAUAACCCUAAAAUUUCUUCUUCUAAUAUUUAUUCUAAUAAAAACGCAUCGUCUUCGUCUUCCUUCAAGAGUGGUGGCAGUUUUAAUGGUGCUUCGAAUCCGGCAUCCGAAAAGCCCAAAAAGGUCCCGAGAGCAAGGCCCAAGCUCACACCAGACCUUCUUCUCUCCAAUGACGGUCUUGGUUAUGUUCUUCGCCAUUUUCCUCACGCUUUCAGGUUUCGCGGCCACCAACAUGAGGUUAGUGAUUUGGGGAACCUAAUUGGCUUAUAUGCUGAAUGGCAUUCCCAUUUGCUUCCUUACUACUCAUUCGAACAGUUUGUACACAAGGUUGAACAAGUUGGUACAACAAAACGUGUCAGGUUAUGUAUUAAAGAAUUACGAGAGAGAGUUGCAAAUGGAGGGGACUUAACAAAACUUCAUGAACCCCCAGUUGAACAAGAUAUUUCAAAUCAUGAACAAGAAACUUUGGAUUUAGAGAAGGGCGCGCCUUUGAAAAACCAUGACACUGAUGAUUUACAAGAAGACAUGCUUCAAGAGAUAUACAAGCAGGCUACCGAAGAGCCAUAUCCAUCCAUGCAUGAUGUCACUUUUGCUGCUGAAUCUUCUGAUAAUAGUACAGUGAAAGAAUUACCAAAUCAAGCACCAGAAAGUGCAGCUGCUAGCAGCUCCAGUCCAAGUCACAUAUCGGAAGAGCAGAGAGCUCGCAUGGAAGCUAACAGGUUAAAGGCAUUAGAGAGAGCUGCUGCUGCCGCUCCUCGUUCCAGCUGUUUGCAGACAGCUUGAUUCUCUUUUGACUUUUGUAUUUUGAGCUCUAUUAUAUUUAUUCUUGUACUUUUCUUUAUUAUAUAAUUCUCGUGAAUGGUUCUCAACAAAAUCGACCAGUCAUCAAACUCAAUUUUUCGUGGACCCUUUUUGUGGGUUGUUUGAUUGUUAUGUCAAUUUUUAGACAAAAUUCUGGGUGAAUGGUUAUCUUUGGAGUCCAAGUAACUUCAAGAAACAUUUUAUCGAUUAGUAAUAUUACUGCAGUUGCUUAGGUCA
Cornus florida is the source of this 1328-nucleotide messenger RNA. RefSeq lists its product as uncharacterized. Gene Ontology annotation, biological process: DNA replication checkpoint signaling; DNA damage response; replication fork arrest. Gene Ontology annotation, molecular function: zinc ion binding; DNA binding. The record is from RefSeq and is a predicted model, not a curated record. Lineage: Eukaryota; Viridiplantae; Streptophyta; Magnoliopsida; Cornales; Cornaceae. The transcript is spliced from 5 exons. Bases 177 to 1073 code for a protein of 298 amino acids. Gene Ontology annotation, cellular component: nucleus; replication fork protection complex.